CAACAGACUGGCGACGGUUCUCUGCAUUAUAACCUGAAGAGACUUUACUGCUUAGUUACAAAGAUGACUUUCGAAGUAGAGACUUGUAGACAGACGUGGCCAGAGCCAGAUUUAGACUUGAUAAGAUAUGGGGCCCUUUAUAAGUCCACCAGAUCCAGUUCGAAGUUGUGUGGUAGCUAAUCGAUCAGAAAUAUGGCUUCUGGUUGAAUGUGAGGCAGGCUAUAAUGGAGGCUUGCCUCAGAAAUUUCAUUUAGAAAUAUACAAUUCAGCUGUGGAUCACCUGCAAGCGAACAUAACCAAUAUCGAUGCACCUGUGUUUUCUGUUUCUAAAUUACCCCCAGGCACGCAAUUUGUAUUGGUGAUCUAUGCAUCCAAUGAAAAAGGAAUAAGUAACUCUUUAGCUCUAGUUGGAAAUACAUUAUCUAUUCGGAGCCCCGAAGAAGAAGCAGCUCUCAUGGGUGCUUUGAGCCCCUUAGUCGCUGUACUGCUAGCUGUACUGGGCACUCUCCUGAUGAUAGGCGUAGUCGCAUUGGCAUUGGUUCAAGUUCGGAAAAGGCGGCCCCGAAAAGCGCUAUCUCCAAUAGAAGAGGAUAAAAUAAAGAUGAAUAAAAAUGUGAAGAAGACAUUUGAAGAUUUAGUUGAAAUACGAUAGCUUGUCCUGAUGUAGUUCCUCCUAAUAAUAUGUGCGACAGUGAGAGUCUGGAUAGUGCUAUGAUUAAAGACGGGCAAUCUCCUGACAGUGCGAAGUGCAGCAAGAACUAUCGUAACUGUGUUGUUGCUCUUAAAAGAUCUUGGAGUUUAAAGAAGAGAUGUCAGGAAAAGUCGGAAAUAGAAGUGUCUUUAGCUGACCUCAACUAUCAAGAUGAAUUGACAAGGAUACCCCUGUCACCAACAACUAUAGUUCACAAAGCACCGUGGUAUGAAGAAUCAAACAAAUCUUCCAGUAAAAAUGUUGUCUUAAUCGCCGAAGCUCACACAGAAGGUGGGGCAACACAUAAGACUUUAGCUAUUUUACUGUUUGAAGAUCUUCGGAAAUUUCCACAAACAUGUAUUUUGAAACCUUUUCUAAAGGCAAAGGAAUCUAAGCGUUCGGAGUGUAAGACAAAUCCUGAGGUUCAGUCUUUUGGAAAGAUAAGGAUGUUUUUAUUUCACCUGAGGUUCCUACGCAAAGUACGACACCUUUUUGACAAGUUUCUAUUGUAAUAAAGACAAACGAGGAAAGUUUGAUGUCUUGCUGACGGUGUCGGGUUAUAGGCGGCGGAGUAGUGGAGAUUUCAUGGCAGCUUUUAUGAGGUAAUA
Stegodyphus dumicola is the source of this 1299-nucleotide messenger RNA. Its product is annotated as neural cell adhesion molecule 2-like. NCBI's taxonomy places the organism in Eukaryota, Metazoa, Arthropoda, Arachnida, Araneae, Eresidae. The record is from RefSeq and is a predicted model, not a curated record. Gene Ontology annotation, molecular function: protein binding.